Coccinella septempunctata (seven-spotted ladybird) is the source of this 1029-nucleotide messenger RNA. RefSeq names its product formin-like protein 11. Bases 138 to 938 code for a protein of 266 amino acids. The record is from RefSeq and is a predicted model, not a curated record. NCBI's taxonomy places the organism in Eukaryota, Metazoa, Arthropoda, Insecta, Coleoptera, Coccinellidae. The transcript is spliced from 2 exons.
UAUUCGAAUGAAAUCACAAAUCACUUUUGCUUCAGUCAGAGGUUAUCCGAAUUUUUUGCCAAGAGGUCAAUGCAAAUCUAAUUUUUCGUUAUAUGUUUUGAUGACACUGGCAGAAUAAUGCAACAUUUCAGUAUUCAAUGUGUAACAUUCUGUUCGAAAUGAUAUCUAAUAAAACACUGGUGACCAUUUUUCUACUCAUUGCUUGGAUAUGUUACGCAAAUUCCUGCAACGACUGCUGUAGAAGUACUGCAACUACUAACUGCUGUUCCCCAUCGCCCUGCUGUUCACCUUGUGCCUCAUGUACAACAAUAUCCUGCACCAAAAAUUGCAACGUCGAUUGCCCAACAACAAUCCGACCAAACCCAGAACCAGAGAUAGAAAAAGUGGUACCACAAGUUUCUAUCCCACAACCGCAAGUUAUCCCUCCAAGUCCAUCAAGAUCUGAAACAAAAAAUGACCUCAGUAAUGACAACAAAGUGAAUGUUACAGCCGGUUUGAAUCUAAACAACACUCUUUCCAACGUCAAUUCUAUACAUCUACCGAUAAAUAUAACCAAUGUCAAUACGAACAACAUCAGAGUUGAAUCAAGGGAGUCAAGGAUUGGAGCAGCUCCAGUUCAGCCGGUAACCCAAAUAAUUCCAGGAGCUAAACCGGUUGCUCCUCAAGCACCCAAAAUAUAUUUUGUCCUUGUUCGACAACCACCAGUGUAUAUUCCAAAGCCAAAGCCAAUGCCAAUGCCAAUGCCAAUACCAAUGCCCACUCCAGUACCAAUGCCGAAUCCAGUACCAAUGCCAAAUCCAAUACCAAUGCCAAAUCCAACUUAUUUCAACAUACCUACUCAGAAUAAUUGUUGCAUCAUGCAACCAAUGGGAUGUUGCUCGAUUCAGCCGCAAUGUAACUUUCAGCAAUGUAUGUCGCCUUGCAUGAGAUUCUGCUGAAUCUUGAAUGUAUUAUAAUGAAAACUGCCCUAAAUAUCAGUGCCAUCAUCAAUUAUGUGAAUAUUGAAAUAUAUUUUAUAUUUAUUGUUGA